AUGGGACAACAAACGUCUAGGAAGAGUGGUGAGUGUAGCUGUGGUUGUGGUGCGUGGGAGCGUCGCCGUUACGUGGAGUCACCAAGCAGCGUACACCGUUAUGUUAGCGCUGUAACUGAGAGAUGGAGUGGUCGACAGUGUGCGUGUCGGCGUCGUCGCUGGCGUCGAGCGCCGUGUGUGUGCACGGCCUAUAGGAGGGUCAGCGAUGCCUGUAAUGAUGAUAGAUUGGCUGCAGUACUGACUUUGGGCGCGAGGGACCUUCGACGCGAGUUGGACGCCAUUAAUAUAAAUAUUAUUAAUACAGAAAGCGAAGCGAGCAAUGAGAAUGGAGAACCAACUGCUGAAGUCUACGUGUUGUCAGUCACUCCGAGAAGUAACGAAGAGGUCCCACAAGAAGGUCGCCCUAAUGAGUUGGCCCAAAGUGCGGACGGGUCCAUACGACGCUUCCAAGUUGUCUGCGGUGGCGAGUUGCGUGCGCUGCUGCUUCGUGCGCCUGGUCUUCAGACGCUCCCCAAGCCCUACACCACUAAGGUGCACACGCAGGUGGAUUACAAGCAUUGCCUAGUUCCCGACUUACAAGAGAUAACGGCCUGCUCCUUCUACUGGGGCAAGAUGGACCGCUACGAGGCUGAGCGGCUCUUGGACAAUAAGCCUGAAGGCACGUUCCUGCUCCGCGACUCGGCCCAAGAGGAGCACCUGUUCUCCGUCUCUUUUCGAAAGUACGGGCGGUCUCUUCACGCGCGCAUCGAGCACUACCGCCACCGCUUCAGCUUCGACUGCCACGACCCGGCCGUCUUCGCCGCGCCCACGGUCACCGGCCUCAUCGAACACUACAAGGACCCCGCGUGCGUGAUGUUCUUCGAGCCGAUGCUGACUGCUCCCCUUCCCCGGAGUAACCCCUUCACGCUGCAGCAGCUGGCCAGAGCCGUCAUCGUGUCCCACACCAAUUACGACGGUGUAGAGCAGCUGCCACUUCCAGGUCGUCUCCGAGCCUACCUCAAGGAGUACCACUAUCGUCAAAGGGUGCGCGUGAGACGACUAGAGACGGAUCUAUAUCUGACACACUGA
This is a messenger RNA of Pieris macdunnoughi, 1068 nucleotides long. The record is from the annotation of a GenBank genome assembly. Lineage: Eukaryota; Metazoa; Arthropoda; Insecta; Lepidoptera; Pieridae.